GGGCGCCGGGGAGAGCGCGGUCGCCGUAAGGGCCGGGAGUCGGCGGCGCGGGGAGCUGAGGCACGGCGGAGUCUUUGAAAAAUCCUUAGUGGUCAUGACAUUGUAACAAGUGACAUAAAUUAGCCAGUGGCUCAGAAUGAUGGAUACCCAGAAGACUACAAAUGGUUUGCAAGUGAUUGGAGAAGGGACUGGUAUAGGGAAAUCGACACUCCACAUGGUGGGGUAUUUGGGAAAAAACUGUAAUCCUGUGGAAACAACUGCGCAGGAAUAUUGUCCAGUCUGCAAAGAGAAGGGCCAGAUUCAAGUUUUACGGACUUACCGCAUUAAUUUUCAAGAGUCCAUUUUUCUUUGUGAAAAUCCUCAGUGUAUCUACCCACUUGGUUAUAAACCAUUAAACAGCAUAAUUACUUCUGCUGAUUCAGAAAAUCAUCAAGUUUCACCUACUCAUAAGAAAAGGAAAUUGUGUAACAUCAGUGACUUUUCUCCUGUUCAAUCACAUCCAAAAAAAGCAAGAACUAAUAAUGUGGUAGACGUUGAGCAUUCUAUUAAUACAGACCCUGUUGUUAAAUGCUAUCAGAAUAGCUUAUGUAUUCCCAAGUCAAGCCUACAUGAUGUGUUACAAAAUGACGAGCAAAAACCUAGUAACAAUGUGGAGUCCUGCCUGCAGAAGGUGGAUUUUGAAACAACCACCAACGCCAACAACUACCAAGAAAGUCCGCCUAAGACUUCUAGUUGCAGAACACAACUCUUGCCAAAUUCUGAACUUUGCUCAACAACAUCAGAAAUUUUGCUCAAAGAUGGUAAAGGUUCCACUAAUAACACAGAUUUAUGUCUUCAAUGGAGAAACAUGCAUAAUCUUUGUUGGUUAGAUUGUAUUUUGUCAGCGCUGGUACACUUAGAAACAUUAAAAUUUGCUCUAGCAGAAGACUAUAAUGAUGGAAGAUGUUUACUCCAGAAACUCUUAACAAAAUAUAAUCAAGCAACUGUGCUUCUGAAUACCUGUAAAAGGAGUAAAGUAAAAGAUGUUCUUCCAACAGCAGAAUCUCAUCUCAAUGAAAUCAGAAACAGAAUGUUUACACAGCUUCAGCCUCAGCUUAAGUGUGAACUAGGUCAGAAGGAGAGUCCAGUGUUUGCACUCCCUCUACUCUUACAACUGGAUCAACAAGCUGAGAAACUAUUCUUGCAUUCAUUUUCAUGGAAGUUUGAAUGUGUAUGUUGUGGCUACAAAUACCAGGACCGAUUUAGGAAAACACUAACAACAUUCACAAAUAUAAUCCCUGACUGGCAUCCACUUAAUGCUGUUCAUGUUGGACCAUGUAAUAACUGUAGUGAUAGAUCUCAAAGAAGACAGAUGAUUUUGGAAAAAGUACCCUCAAUAUUAAUGUUACAUUUCGUAGAAGGCUUGCCACAUAACAACCUGAAGAACUAUUCAUUUCAGUUUGAAGAAGACACCUACCAAAUAACCUCUAUUGUUCAGUAUCAAACAGAUAAGAAGCACUUCAUAACCUGGUCUUUGAAUCCUGAUGGAACUUGGCUUGAGUGUGAUGAUUUAAAGGGGCCAUAUUGCAAGAGACAUAAAAGAUUUGAAGUUCCUCCUUCAGAGAUUCAUAUUGUUAUCUGGGAAAAGAAAACAUCCCAUGUGCCAGAAGAACUGAAUUCACAGUUCCAGAGUAAAAACAUAGAAGAUUUUCCUCUUAAUAAUGUACACUCAAAUUCCACAGCGUUGCACUGUGGUUUUGAUAACACUGUAGACAAAAUACCUGAAGAACAUUGCAAAGAGGAUUCUGUGAGAACUCCAGAUAAGAAACAGCAGCGGGUAGCUGAGGAUGAAAGUAUUGUACAUCAUGGUUUGGAAGAUCUGGCACAUGAUGAUCUUGUAACACUGAUGCUUGAAGAAAUUCAAGUUGACUCAGAAGGUAAAUCGCUGCUGAAUGGACAGAUGGUGGGAAAUAACCUUGUUGUUGAAGUGGGCACACCUCAACAGCAGGAAUCAGCUUUUUCACCUAACACUCCAUAUACAGGAGAGUUUGCUGCAACUAGUCUAGCUAUGAAGAAUAAAUGCAUGUUAUAUGAAAAUUCCAGCAUUUGCUUACCUCUAGAAGAGUUGAACUCAGCAAAUAUUACUUCUCCUGUGCCCAAAACCCCCAACGCCGACCCAUCUGACUCAUCACUUGCUCAAAGAAUAAAUGACAGAACUAAUUUACCUAACAGAGAACAUGGAAUAAAUUCAGAACUACAGCUAAACACGAAGUUGUCACCAGUAGAGAAUAUUAUACAAAAAUCACCUGACUUGAAAGAUGCAAGCAAAAUUGUAGUUAAUUCUCAGGAUGCCAAUUCUUCUUCUUCCAAUAAUUCCUUUCAGCCUUCACACAAAGACCAAAAAAGAGGAUUUGUAGGAAGCUGGGUAAAGAAAUUAUUAAGCAAGAAUACUUCUUUCAUGCCUUCAAGUGCCUCAGCUCUCAAGAAUGAGAGAAGUUGCAAAACUCCCUCAAUGCAAAAAAUAAGUGAAGUGCGGUUGCCAGUUAAGGGAGCAAGUAACUUUGGUGGAUUUCAAAGCAGAAGUACAAACAAAACAACUGAGACCCCGAAGUCAGUGGUUCCUCAGAGUAAUAAUACUCAUCCUUUAUCAAAUUUCAAAGGAUUUUCUCAAAGCACUCGUCUUCCAACAGCAAGUCAUACCACUAUUGAAGGUCCAACUUGGAAUAAGUCAGGAAGUACGUUGGGUACCUCAGGUAAAGUGUCUCAGUUCCAUUCACCUCGCUAUAAUUCUGGGAAGGCAGAAGAGUCAGAUAGUGACAAAACAAAAAAACUUCGCCUAAAACUGUUAAAAAAACUUAAUGCUAAAAAGAAGAAGUUGGCUUCACUGGAUAGGCUGGCAGUGGAACAGAUGAAACAUGAAAAACCUGUGAGUAGAGAUGUAAGCACCCCAUCACAGACUGAAUCUCACAAUGACAGUGAAUUAUUGCAGAGCUUUUUAAGGGAACUGCAGUAUCAGAUUGAUGUUGCAGAUAAUGAAUCUGAAUUUAAUGCGAACUCUGUAUCAGGGUGCACUAGCCAUAAUAACAAUGAUGAAAUUCUGGCAGAAUUACUGUCCCCUACUUCAACUGUUGCUUCCUUAGAGGCUCCAAAAAGUGAAGAUGAAUGUAUGUAUAUGGAAAUGGUGGAUAGCAGUGUUGCAACGACAGCGUCCGAUGAGAAGACCAGUGUACCACAAGCAGCAAUGACAAGUGAGGACCACAAUUAUUACAGUCCUGUAAAGGACAGUAAUUUGGAACUUCAUACAAUAAGCAAACCUAGUGUGAAAAAACUUGCUUUUGAAAGUCCUACUAGGGAGGAUAUCCUUGAAGACCUGUUCUCCAUUUCAGCACCAAGCUCAAUGGCAGGUGACAUAGAUUUACCUCAUUUUGAUGAAACUCUGUUUGAAACUUGGUAAAUAUUCACUUUCUUGGUUUUAAGUACUUUUCAAUAUUAUGUAUAUUUUGAAACAAAGCACUAUUAAAUUAUAUUUUCUAACUAGUUUAAUUGCACACUGGCUGUACUUGAACAAUUUACAUUUGAGGUAUUUUUUUUUUCUUAAAUCUUAUUGUAGCA
Messenger RNA from Haliaeetus leucocephalus (bald eagle), 3591 nucleotides. It is a transcript of the gene USPL1, whose product is annotated as ubiquitin specific peptidase like 1. Gene Ontology annotation, molecular function: SUMO binding. The record is from RefSeq and is a predicted model, not a curated record. The transcript has 9 exons. Lineage: Eukaryota; Metazoa; Chordata; Aves; Accipitriformes; Accipitridae. Gene Ontology annotation, biological process: protein desumoylation; Cajal body organization. Gene Ontology annotation, cellular component: Cajal body. Bases 137 to 3433 code for a protein of 1098 amino acids.